Messenger RNA from Papaver somniferum (opium poppy), 952 nucleotides. RefSeq names its product 50S ribosomal protein L9, chloroplastic-like. Gene Ontology annotation, molecular function: structural constituent of ribosome. Gene Ontology annotation, cellular component: mitochondrion; ribosome. The record is from RefSeq and is a predicted model, not a curated record. The coding region runs from base 80 to 670 and encodes 196 amino acids. The transcript is spliced from 7 exons. Lineage: Eukaryota; Viridiplantae; Streptophyta; Magnoliopsida; Ranunculales; Papaveraceae. Gene Ontology annotation, biological process: translation.
ACGUUACAAGGGUUCAAGAAUUUUUUAAGAUAAGAGGAUAAAGAAGAAGAAAGAGGGGGAAGAGUUAGAGACUUUAGCAAUGGCGUCAACAGCAACAGCACUUUCAUGGAGUUCAUCUUCUUGGAUGCAAAGAUUCAACGGAAACACAAAUGAAACAAUGAAGAUGUCAGAAAAGACUAGUAAUGGAAUGUUAAUUGUAGCUCAAAAGAAAGCCUUGAAAAUACGUAAAAUUAUUUUGAAGGAAGAUGUAGCAGAGUUGGGAAAGAAAGGACAACUUCUUGAUGUUAAGGCAGGAUUUUACAGAAAUUUUCUUCAUCCUACGGGGAAAGCCACAAUUGUCACUCCUGUUCUUCUCAAGGAAAUGCGUAUGGAAGAGGAGCGAAUCGAAACCGAGAAAAAACGGGUAAAAGAAGAGGCAGAGCAACUUGCUAAGAUUUUUGAAACUGUUGGGGCUUUCAAAGUGAAGCGCAAGGGUGGUAAAGGAAAAUUGAUUUUCGGAAGUGUCACUCCUCAAGAUCUUGUGGACAUUAUUAAGGCGCAACUUCAAAGAGAUAUAGACAAACGGAUGGUUUCUAUUCCAGAGAUUCGUGAAACAGGAGAAUACAUUGCAGAGCUGAAGCUUCACCCUGAUGUUACUGCUCAAGUAAGGUUGAAUGUCUUUGCCAAUUAGGAAAGACAUCAUUCUGGAUGUGAAAAAAUUGUAAUUCACUUGGUGUCACUCAAGGAAGGAUGGAGCAGCAGAGUAUUGAGUUUUGUGCUAACACACUGUGAGAAGGAUGACAAACAUGUAUUCUAAUGUUUAUUUGCUGAGAAAUGCAAUAGAAAGUGCUCUAGGAUGUAAUCAUUUCUACCUUAGUUUCUUUGAUCAUGUCAUCUUUAAUCAGGCACAUAUGCUUCAGGACCUAUGCAUUAAUUCAUUCUUUUCCAAAUCCAAAAAUCCAAUGCCGUGCUU